UCGAUAUCGUCGAACUAGAUAGUGAGUACCGUUACCAAGUUUACCGCCAACCAAAUUUCCAAAAUAGUUCGCUCGUUCAAUCCAGUUUCCAGGACCUCCUUGCUAAUCGUUAAAUCAAGGGUAGAAGAUUGUCGUGCAACCGCGAGGAGUGUUUCGCUGAAACAAUUCAGUGUUUCUUGUUGCCGUGCUAAUAGUUUAAUGCGAGGUGUAAUAUAAAGUGUAAUGAAAAGUGAAGGAAUGCCUUAUUAAAACACGGAAUCUUGUUCGAUAAAAUAUCUUUUAUAUUCUAUUUACAAACUUUUCAUCGUUUUCGUUAAGUUCGGAUGUUUUUUUUUUUUCAAUGCAUGCGAUUUGUUUUGUUCAAAAGCUCGUCUCAAUUCUUAAGAAAUCUGCGCAGAUAGAAAUCGCGUCUCAUUGAUUUCAGUUGUGCCGUUUACAAAAAAAUAGUGCGUGGUCGUGUAAUGUAAUGUCUAAACGUUUUUGUUAAACGAUCUAGUUAGCCAAGAGUGUAUAUUUUUAAGUUUGAUGAGUUAACGGUUAGAAGUUUUACUGCGCGGCCCGGACUAACGACAAGAUGGCAAGCAAUACCGAACCAGAUACGCAAACUCAGGUGACAACGCAACAGUCCGGUCUCUGGAGCCAGAUUGAAAGUCAACCGGUGGAAAACGUUAUUUGGGGCAGACUGUACGGAAAGAAUUUAAAGAUCAAAACGCUCGGUACUAAAAAUCCACUUCCACUUAUUUCCAGAGCUGCUUCCUGCAGCUAUGAUCUAUGCAAUGAAUCUUUCCAUGUCGGCAGAGGCGAGGACAAUGAUCUGUGCGUUGGCAAUGAUUGCUUGCCGAAGAAGAUACUAGCGCGUAUCUCAAAAGUGCAGUUUUGUUUGCAAAAGGACAUAGUCGAUUUGCAGAACCCAACGUACAUCGUGGACAAAUCCCGCAACGGCACAUUCGUAAAUGGUAAUCUCAUUGGGCUCGGCAAGCAGAUGAUCAUCAAAAAUGAUGACAUCAUUGGCUUAUCCCAUCCCAUGUUUAGAGCCUUUGUAUAUAAAGAUCAAUUUGCACAAAAUGAUUUAAAAGAUCUGCCUAAAGCUAUCAGUGACACAUACUAUGUGGGUCGGAAAUUAGGAUCCGGAGCUUGUGGUGUAGUUCAUCUAGUCUACGAUACCAAGUCCUGUACGCCAUAUGCAAUAAAACACGUCAAGAAGAACGGUUUAGCCGAAAGUAGCAGGCCUAAGGUGUUGAACGAUCCUCAGCGCGUUAUGAAUGAGGUCAACAUAAUGAAAAAUUUGGAACACCCUUGUGUCAUCAAGAUGCACGAUAUUGUUAAUACUCCAGAUUCAGUUUACAUGGUACUGGAGUACAUGAAGGGUGGCGAGUUGUUGGGACGCAUUCUCAGCAAGAAGGGCCUUUCUGAGAAAACCGCUAAGCUCUACUUCCUUCAAAUAUGUCAUGCAGUGAAAUAUUUGCAUGCGAAAGGUAUCACCCAUCGUGACUUGAAACCGGAUAACAUCCUUUUGCGGGACAGCGACGAUGAAACGCUGGUCAAAGUGUCCGACUUCGGGUUAAGCAAGUUCGUACGAAAAGACUCGGUAAUGCAAACAUUAUGCGGAACACCACUCUAUGUUGCACCUGAGGUGUUGAUGACCGGGGGAAGAGACUCGUACACCCGCAAAGUAGACAUUUGGAGCCUCGGCGUCGUUUUGUUCACGAUGCUUAGCGCCACACUGCCUUUCGCUGACGAGUACGGAAGCCCUGCCGUGGAACAGAUCAAGCGAGCCAAAUUUCAAUUUCGCCACCACUCGUGGAAAUCGGUAUCGUCGACUGCCAAAAAACUUAUCUACGAUAUCCUGACAGUGGAUCCUAACACUCGGCCUACGAUUGACGACAUAUUGAGAAGUACCUGGAUGCGGGAUGCCGAAGUAAUUGAAAAGGCGGAGCGAUUAAUGCAAAUGAAAUUGACGGGAAGCAAGAAGUCGUCCUCGUCAGACAUUGAAAAUAAUAAUGAAAAGGUAUUCGCGGAGCCGCCGAAAAAACGACAACGGACGAAAUGACUAGGGUCCGAAUCUGAUAGAGAUGUUCCGGUACGUAUAAGAGUGAACGAACGAGUAAAUUUCAAGUUGAAUAUUCGGUAAAAAGCAAGCUUCGUGUAAAAAUAUUGAUUGUAGAUUGAUAAAUCUGCAAAUGAACUAAUAACGAACUUUACUGCUCAAAAAUACGGGACCAAACCUUAUUUUGUAUGCGCAUUUUCUGUUAACAUUUCACAUAUAUUUCUGUUCUAUUAAUGAAAAAACAAUCCUACUUCCUUCAAAUGUUCAAAUUCUAACGCCAAACAUUAAUCUGAUUGAGUGUACCGCUAACAGCCAGGUGGGUAAGCAACGUCAGCCGACCAACAAAAGCAGUUGGUGAAAAAUACACAUCAUUCCGGUUGAGCAUAGACUCGCCUGUAUUAGUAUUCUAAUAAUUAAAGUAGAUAGAUAUCCGUGAGUACCUUAGCAAUCACCUGACAAGUGCGUUAACCAUAAUUGCGUUUACCGCAUGCGACGUGUAGUUUUUAAGCGAAAAGAAAUACAAUAAGGUAGAAACACCUAUGAGCCGAAUUGAAGGACGAGUCGAAUUAUGUAAGAAUCCGUUAUAGUUGACGAACGAGUAAUUCGUUCAAAUUUCUCGAUAUAAAUUUGAAUUGAGUUUAAUAAACCGUUAUGUGUACAGGCUAGUGAAUAUCGGUAAAAAAAACUAGUUGAAAUGCUACUCAGUUUUAUAUUUUUUUAUCUUUUAAGAAUAAACAAAACCUUUGUUAUUACCAA
Molecule: messenger RNA, 2803 nt
Organism: Topomyia yanbarensis
Lineage: Eukaryota; Metazoa; Arthropoda; Insecta; Diptera; Culicidae
Gene: lok
Product: ovarian-specific serine/threonine-protein kinase Lok
Exons: 5
Coding region: 575-2050 (491 amino acids)
Biological process (GO): protein phosphorylation; mitotic DNA damage checkpoint signaling
Cellular component (GO): nucleus; cytoplasm
Molecular function (GO): ATP binding; protein binding; protein serine/threonine kinase activity
Source: RefSeq, a predicted model, not a curated record